Messenger RNA from Umbelopsis ramanniana AG, 929 nucleotides. RefSeq lists its product as uncharacterized. The coding region runs from base 165 to 860 and encodes 231 amino acids. The record is from RefSeq and is a predicted model, not a curated record. Lineage: Eukaryota; Fungi; Mucoromycota; Umbelopsidomycetes; Umbelopsidales; Umbelopsidaceae. The transcript has 6 exons.
GAACUAUAAGCCAGAAUGAAGGGAGCUGUAAUUCAGAAAUGUGGAAACUUGCAAGUCUGAUUGGAAGACAAGAAUGGAGAGAUUUCAAGGAAAGUGAAGAGUCUGUGGAAAUGACGAAAUUAAAUCACUACACUGUUUCUUUCUUACCAAUUUGGGAAUGAAGCAUGCUAUCCCAAAGGCAGUGUCUUCACUUUGCAGAGAAAGGCUUUGUCGUAUAUGAACAUGCUCUUUCUUCAAAACAGACUCAACGUUUUCACACCGAAGCAGACAUUCUCUUGAAUCAUGUCAUGGAUCAAAAUCUAGAUCUGGCCCGCGAUCUCGGUUGCAUCAUUGAGCCACUAGCAUGUGGAUACAUGGAUGAUUUACCGGCCGACUACCGAAAAAGUGCGCAGGUUUUUUGCAAGCAUCGGGACUUAAUUUUGGAUGAUGGUAGUAGCAUAUCGGAGAUACUCUUUAGUGAGAUGGCAAGGUGGAGUACACAGCUGCUAAAGUGUAGUACGGUAUAUCUGCUUAACGAGCAAUAUAUUAUCAAACCUCCGGCUUCCCGAGCUGAUUCUUCCUUUCGAUGGCAUACGGAUGGAGAGUACUUACCUGCACAUGAACAGCAGAUCAAGAGUGUUGCAUGCUGGACAGCGCUGGAUGAUGUUGACGAGAACAAUGGAGGCUUGACCAUUCAACCGCUGGACGGCAGUGGCGAGCACUUGGUGAAUGUGCCUGCAGGAUCAAUUGUCUUUCUAUCUAACCGAGUAGUUCACAAAAGCACUGCUAACCAAAGUCGACGGUUUCGCCGCGCCUAUAUGCCUCAGUAUUCAUCGGAGUCAAGUAGCGUGGGGUAUACUUUUCCGGCGCUAAUGGAUUAGUUAGUGUUGUUACGCGAAAGUUUCUUUCUCAAAAAUGAAUAAUAUCAUGAUCUUUAUUAUCAACAUUAA